UCAAUUAAGUUCACUUCUUUAAUAUCCCUUUGUUCCGAUCACUACGUAUCACCAGUCAUCAUGGAUGCAUUAAAAGACUCGCUCAACGCCAUGGCUGAAAUGUUCGAACAGAAGAUGAGCGAGUUCCAGCAGGGCCUAGAUAAUGGACCCAUUACAAACACAUCCCUGGCUGCAGAGUUUAACAGCUUCAGGACCUUUGUGCUCUCUGCCAUGAAUACUUUGCAGAGACAGGUGGAGUUCCUUGGUAUAGAGGUUGAUCGUCUGGAGAUGCGUAGAAGGCGCAAAAUGCUACUAGUGCACGGAGUCAGCGAAGAUAAGUCGGAAGAUGUUACUUCACGUGUUUGUAAAGUAGUAGGGGAACAUCUUGGUGUGACUGGAUUCUCUGUUGCUUCCAUCAAGUCAUCCCAUCGCUUAGGACGUCCUUCCGAAAAGAAACCUCGUCCUAUAGUGGUAAAGUUUGCGGAUGUAGCAUUGCGGGAUAAGGUUUGGUUCUCCAAAACUGGAUUUAAGGGCAGCGGUUUAACUGUGUCAGAGUUUUUAACAAAGAGUCGUCAUAACUUAUUUAUGGAGGCAAGGCAGAGAUUCGGCAUAAACAAGUGCUGGACAAGGGAUGGAUGCAUACAUAUUAUAGGCCCAGAUGGUUCACAUCACCGAGCUGAGUGGAAAGCUGACCUACACAGCAUACCACAGACAUCUAAACAGACAUCUAAGCCUCUGACUCAGGUCACUUAG
Messenger RNA from Leptidea sinapis, 732 nucleotides. RefSeq lists its product as uncharacterized. The transcript is spliced from 2 exons. The record is from RefSeq and is a predicted model, not a curated record. Lineage: Eukaryota; Metazoa; Arthropoda; Insecta; Lepidoptera; Pieridae. The coding region runs from base 61 to 732 and encodes 223 amino acids.